Molecule: messenger RNA, 261 nt
Organism: Knipowitschia caucasica
Lineage: Eukaryota; Metazoa; Chordata; Actinopteri; Gobiiformes; Gobiidae
Source: the annotation of a GenBank genome assembly
AUGCGCCUUGCCUCCGCCUCCUCUGCAAUCUCCACAGUGACGGGAGGCGGUUCCCAUGGCAGCCAGCCUCCAGCUUUUGUCCUGCCGCCUCGAAACGCUCGGGUCGCUCUGGGAGGAGACGCCCGACUGGAGGGCAAGGUGAGGACACAUAGCCCCACACCUACCAGCCAUCACAGUUCAACAUUGCACUUCCUGUACAACGCCGCCAUGGCGUUUAAUGGUAAGGGAGGAAGACGGGAAUCAUCAGUUAUGGCGUCCUAA